CAGGCAGAUACUACUACAUGAUAGUGUUUGAAUCGUGGACUGUUCGUGCGUUUGUUACACGGGAUAAAAAAAGAAACUCAGACUCUGUUAGCUCCCAGAGCUAACAUCGCUUAAAUUAGCCUUGGGACUCUAUUAUUAUUAUUCUCAUCAUUGUUAUUAUAUCACUGUUGUUGUUGUUUUGUUAUAAGUAUAAAGCAUGUCUGCUGUAGUGCUGCAAGUUGGGCAAUGUGGAAAUCAGCUCGGUCUAGACUGGUGGAAGCUUAUAAAUAAAAAGUCAAACCAUCACAAGAAAAGAUGUCCAUUCAGCUCCAGAAAUGGUGAACUAGCAGCAGUGUGUGUUGACACUGAGCCCAAAGUCCUCAGAAAAGCUUAUGAGUUUGUCAAAAAUAGGCAAAUCCUUCCAUCUAACAUUAUUGAAGGGAAAGGAGGACGUGGAGGAAAUUGGGCAUAUGGUUACCAUGGAGGCAGAUUUGAGGGUGACAACGGCUUACUGAAGCAAACAAUGGAGGCAUUGCGUCAAGAGGCAGAAAGACAAGAUUACUAUGGUGGAACUGUUCUCCUGCACAGUCUGACUGGAGGCACAGGGUCUGGUCUCGGUUCACGGCUGUGUGAGGAAAUUCGUGAGGAGUUUCCUGUGCGUCACAUCUUGACUGUGUCUGUGGUCCCUCAUCACAGUGGGGAGAGCCCGCUCCAGCACUACAACACUUUACUGAGUCUAGCAGCAUUACACAGGUCGGCUGACGGCAUACUUCUUUUUCAUAACGAUCAUGUACUAAGUCGUGCCAGAUUUCAACAGAAAUCACAUGCAGGGUUUGGAACUGUCUCCUGUGGUUUUCCACAAAGCACACUCUCAGUAAUGAAUACACACAUAAUCUCAUGCAUGGCUGGACUCCUGAUGCCAGUGAAAACUCUUACUACAUGCAGUGGCCAGAGUUUGGGAAUAGAGCCAUGGGAACUGGUGAGGUCUGUAUGCCCUAUUCCUACAGCGAAGCUACUCUACACCACUCAGGCUUCUGCUAGUGAGAUGUCACAAUGGGACACUUUAGCGAGUGAAACAGUUCAGAAUCUACCUCAGCUUUCACCUGAUGGAAAACUUUAUUCUAGUCGUGCUGUGCUGGCAGUUGCACGUGGAAACCACGACAACUCGUUUAUUGUUUCAAAAGCCCUGCAGAAGUUGAGACAAGCUCAUAGGUGUGUCCCAUGGAAUCCUUUUCCUGUUGACCACUGGACUGAUCCCCGAAAUGAGGCUAAUGUCUGCUUGUCUGCCCGCAUGCUCACUGUAUGUUCCAACCACAGCAGUGUCACAAGAUUAUUAGGCCAUGUAGCUCAACGUGCAACAGAGAUGUUGAAAGCAAGGGCCUAUCUACACUGGUACGAACGUUAUGGCAUAGAGACAGAAGAAUUUCAGAGGGCAUUAAAUACACUUUCCGAUCUCACUGAGAAUUAUGAGACUCAGUGAGGCUUAAUGCACUAAUGGAAUUUGUCAUGGAUGUUGGUUAAAUGCUAGGUUUGUGCUUAGGUGUUAAGAGUGUCUUUGAGUGUCCUCUUUGGUGUUAAGAGGUCUUUGAAGAGAAAGCAAGCAAGUUUACAGGUUUAAAAAUAUAAUUAGCCGUGUCUGCUGGUGAAAACAUUUAUAUAAUAUAUCUUAAAUAUUUUGUUAUUCAAGGUCAGAUUUUUUUUAUUGUUGAAACUAUAUACAACACUUAAAAAUGAUGUUUUCUCUCAUUUCCUUUUCUUUCAUCAUGAGCUUUAGGUAUACAGUCAAAACAGAUCUGUUCCAUUACACCCAUUACAUAAGUCAGACAACCUGAGUUCAUUGAAACACUUUAUCGUUUACAAGCCUUGUAGCACUCUGAAUAGAAAAAAACUCUGUUGACGAGUACCAGAAUGUCUCUAGGAUUUUUUUUAAAAAGAGACUAAGGAUGGAAAAACAAACAUAGCAGGUCUUAUGCAGAGUGUCGCCAACCACCACCCUACACACACACAUCACCACUGCCCCAACUUCCCAGACAGUGCAUUAGCUUGGUAUAACGACACAGAAUGUUGUUAUUCCAUUUACACCACAAAGAUUUGCCAACGAUUGCAAUGUUUGGUUCAUUACAGAAGGACACACUGCACAUUUUAAUGUUUUAUAGUUGUGAAACAGCUGAGCUCAGUACCUUCAUUGCAAUUUACUCGUAACAGUGGCCAUAAACAAUGACCCAAAAUCCACACUCUCGAUUUGUCAUAAAAUUUAAACAAAAAUUAUUUGUCAUAACAGUAAAACUUCCUAUUUCAUAAAUUGAGGCUAUAAAU
Tachysurus vachellii is the source of this 2295-nucleotide messenger RNA. RefSeq lists its product as uncharacterized. The transcript has 10 exons. Gene Ontology annotation, molecular function: structural constituent of cytoskeleton; GTP binding. NCBI's taxonomy places the organism in Eukaryota, Metazoa, Chordata, Actinopteri, Siluriformes, Bagridae. The coding region runs from base 197 to 1459 and encodes 420 amino acids. Gene Ontology annotation, biological process: mitotic cell cycle; microtubule cytoskeleton organization. The record is from RefSeq and is a predicted model, not a curated record. Gene Ontology annotation, cellular component: microtubule; cytoplasm.